Molecule: messenger RNA, 3697 nt
Organism: Callorhinchus milii (elephant shark)
Lineage: Eukaryota; Metazoa; Chordata; Chondrichthyes; Chimaeriformes; Callorhinchidae
Gene: lgr6
Product: leucine-rich repeat-containing G-protein coupled receptor 6
Exons: 18
Coding region: 83-2956 (957 amino acids)
Biological process (GO): G protein-coupled receptor signaling pathway
Cellular component (GO): membrane
Molecular function (GO): G protein-coupled receptor activity; protein-hormone receptor activity; protein binding
Source: RefSeq, a predicted model, not a curated record
CUCCAGCACAAGGCAACAGCCUCCACCACCACCAGCUCCAGCACAAGGCACAAGCCAUCACCAGCACAAGGCACAAGCAAGGAUGUCCCUUUGCUGUGGCUUUACUCUGCUCCUCACUGCCCUGGUUGGCUCUGCCUCUGCCAGCCUCACUUGCCCAGCUCACUGCCACUGUGAAGAAGAUGGUAUCUUGCUGUGGGUGGACUGCUCAGAACUGGGGCUUGCGAUUCUCCCUGAAAACCUCAGCCCCUUGACAUCUUAUCUUGAUCUGAGCAUGAACAAUAUCAAUGAGUUGAAGCCCAAUGCGUUUGGAAAUCUCCACUUCCUGGAAGAGCUGCGGCUGUCUGGGAACCACCUGAAGCGGAUUCCGAUGCACGCGUUUGCUGGGCUGUACAAUCUGAAAGUCCUGAUGCUGCAGAACAACCAACUGAAGAGACUUCCGAGCGAAACAUUAUGGGAUCUUCCCAAUCUUCAGUCACUACGCUUGGAUGCGAACCUUAUUUCAGUCAUCCCUCAGAACAGCUUUGAAGGACUGCAGUCCCUACGGCACCUUUGGCUUGAUGAUAAUGCACUGACUGAAAUUCCUGUUCGAGCUCUGAACAACUUGCCUUCACUCCAGGCAAUGACAUUAGCUCUCAACAAAAUAACACACAUCUCCGAUGAUGCGUUCGUCAAUCUCUCCAGCCUAGUCGUACUGCAUCUCCAUAACAACAAUAUCCAGUCCCUUGGAAGGAAUUGCUUUGAUGGACUCCACAGUCUAGAGACACUGGAUCUGAACUACAAUGACCUGUCUGAAUUUCCUGUAGCAAUCCGGACUCUAAGCAAACUUCAAGAACUGGGUUUCCAUAACAACAAUAUCAAGGCAAUCCCAGAAAAGGCUUUUGUUGGAAAUCCAUUACUUCAAACAAUUCAUUUUUAUGAUAAUCCAAUCCAGUUUGUGGGGAAAUCAGCCUUUCAAUAUCUGCCAAAGCUUCACACCUUGUCACUAAAUGGGGCAAGUGAAAUAAAGGAAUUCCCAGACCUUAAAGGAACAACCAGUCUGGAAAUACUGACAUUGACUAGAGCUGGAAUCACCUCACUUCCCAGGGGUCUCUGCCAACAACUCCCAAACCUACGAGUGCUGGAAUUAUCGUUCAAUCAGAUUCACGAACUGCCAAGUUUCCAUAACUGCCAAAAGUUGGAGGAAAUCGGCCUGAAGCACAAUAGAAUCACUGAAAUCAGAGCUGACACGUUUCAACAGCUAAUGACUCUGAGAUCUCUAGAUCUCAGCUGGAAUAAAAUUGCGUUCAUUCACCUCGAUGCUUUUGCCUCAUUACGCUCCUUAACUAAAUUGGAUUUAACAUUCAACGAGCUGUCCUCCCUUCCUUUGGCCGGGCUAAGUGGAUUGACUCAUCUGAAGCUGAAAGGGAAUUUGGGACUCUCCGAAUCCUAUUCAGAAGAAAACUUUCCCAAACUAAGAGUCCUAGAGAUGCCAUAUGCCUAUCAAUGCUGUGCAUAUCGAUCUUGCAAACCUACUUACAAGCAGGGCAGCCAGUGGGAUGCAGAGGAUAGUGCCAGUGAUAAUGAGGAUGUUCAAAAACGAGCCAUGGGAUUAUUUGCAGUCCAGGCUGAUAGUAACUAUUACCUGGAUAUGGAUGAUUUCUUGUUGGAUGUGGAAGAUGCCAAAAUGCACCUCAGUAUUCAGUGCACCCCCAACCCCGGUCCAUUCAAACCAUGUGAAUAUCUCUUUGAAAGCUGGGUGAUACGUAUCGGAGUGUGGGCCAUAGUUCUUAUCUCUGUGGUCUGCAAUGGACUGGUCAUCACCACUAUAUUCGCAUCGCCCACCUAUCUCUCGCCGGUGAAAUUUGUGAUUGGUUUGAUAGCCGCUGCCAACUUGCUGACAGGACUUUACAACGGCAUCUUAGCGAUUGUGGAUGCGUUGACCUUUGCGGAAUUUGCAAAGCAUGGUGCAAAAUGGGAGACGGGCCUGGGCUGCAGAAUCACGGGCUUCAUGUCCGUAUUUGCCUCUGAAGCGUCCAUACUGUUCCUCACCCUCGCCGCGGUGCAGUGCAGUAUUUCUGUGUCCUGCGUCCGAGCUUAUGGGAAGUCCCCGUCUUUCAGUAGCGUAAAAAUCGCCGCUUUUUGCUGCGUGGCUCUAUCGUUCAGCGCGGCAGCACUCCCGCUCUGCUCGGUCGGAGAAUUCGGGACUUCCCCACUUUGCCUGCCUUCCCCCAUCCCUGAUGGGAAGCCAUCUACUCUAGGCUUCAUGGUGGCCCUCAUCAUGAUGAACACCCUUUGUUUCCUCGUCAUCACCGGCACCUACACCAAACUUUACUGCGACCUAAUGAAAGGGGAAUUUGAUAGCAUUUGGGACUGUGCCAUGAUCAAGCACGUUGCUUGGCUGAUCUUCACCAACUGUAUCCUGUAUUGCCCUGUGGCCUUCCUUACCUUUUCCUCCCUGCUCAACCUAUUCCUGAUCAGUCCAGAAGUCAUCAAAUCCAUCCUGCUGGUGGUUCUCCCCCUGCCCGCUUGCCUGAACCCUUUGCUGUACCUAUUAUUCAACCCACAUUUCAAAGAGGACCUUCGCAUGCUCCGUGAGUGCAAGUGGCAGAAGAGGUACAGAUCGAAGGAAGGCAGCAUGGAUUCCCUCACUUCAGAAGACAUGGAUAAGCAAUCGUGCGAUUCCACCCUGGCACUGAUGACCUUUGCAGACAAUGAAAUGGCACUUGACUCGACUGAUAAUCUUGGAGUUCUGUCCAGUCAUCAUCGGGCCAUUGCGUCCUAUCCGUUUCCAUCUGUGACUCUUAUUCCUUGCCAACAAAGGAAGGGCAAUGGGAUGGAAGAGAGCUAUUCAACCCGACAUUCCUGCCUCACCGAUGAGGAACUCUUGAUUACUUCACAGAUGACAGAGCGAGCCCACAACAACAUUCAGAUCAGCAUUUAUCCAACCAAAGGUCCUUCCUUCACAUCUCAUGUAUAAGCGUCAUUGACUCAGGUAUCCCCGGAGAAGCAUGGGUCUCUGGUAAACACCUAAUGACAACCGAUGCCUAGAUGGGAUUAUAACACUGGGAAUUAAUAUGUGGAACCGCUCCCCCUCAGACACCGAAAGAGCACUGCCAUAAAUGUUAUGUAGUCUAAUGGAUGGUCAGGGGUACGUUUCAGAAUAGUAGGUGGCUUUUGGCGAGUAUGUACAUGAGUGGUGUAGCUACAAGUGUAUAUGUAAGUGCAAAACCAAAAUAGCGACCAUUUCGUAGGGUUACAAAACUGACUGUACAAUAUUUAAGAGAUAGUUUCCUUUACAAUGUUUUAUGUCAUUAAAGGGAAAGCAAAUCCAUUGGCACUUGAACCACAUGACUACCUAAUGAACCAGUGUUAACAUAUGGUGUAUUGAAAGUAAAGAUGGACUUAUUUGGCAACACACUUGUGUUAUAUGACAAUGAAAUGCUAAAUGUACUCCUGGCUAUAUUUUUACAAUAUUAAAUCUUUUGGUAGAUGUGAGAAAUUACUCCAGCAGAGAGGGAAAUGGAUAAAUUGGUCAUCUGACAUUAUAUUCAGAUAGAAAAGCAUGAAUACAUGGCAGCUUUACAAUGCUGACUUUCUUUUUUAUAUUUUGAUACCUUUGUAGAAGUGAAUGGUAAAUGAACAAUAGAAAUAUAUUUAUUACAAUAGAAACUUUCUACAUAGAGACCCUGUAAAUCAGACCUUUUUUUUUCGAUUGGAA